ACCUUGAAAACCGAACGGAGGCGUGGAGAAAGUGGGAGGCUAGCAGUUAAUGUUCACCGCUUUAUAUCCCAUCACCUCUCGAGAUUCGGAAAAGUCAUUUCAAACCCUCUCCAUCUGAACCGUAGAUUCUGCCAAACGUAAUAAAGACCGUUAGAUCGAGUAAGCUGAAUCUAAAUAGGAUAAGAACUAAUCAUUAUCUUAACGAAAAGAUAAGAUCGAUAGCUAGAUUCUAGCUUCCGAGACAAAGGAUUUUAUUCGGAAGCUGGGGGCAACUGUUGGACCCGAAUAUGACCCUCAGGUGAGGUACCGAUAAGCGUGAGCUAGCAUGUGGGUUGCGAUAAGCCCAUCAUAACAAAGGGAGCUGAAAGCCGAGCUGACGACUGGACCUGGGAGACAUCAUAGCAGAGGUCACGACAGAAAGUGAGCUAACACCUUAAGAGACUCGGUCAAGAGGAGCCUAAAGCGAGUUCCGUAAUUGAAGCCGAAUAUCUCGGAGAACAGUUGAAGGGUUGCCAACGAAACCUAGACUAUAUAAAGACGGAGAAGAUAAAAGACAAGCCAUCCCUUUUCCAUAUAUCAACUUUUGUACUAGAUUAAAAGCAUUACGUAUUCUUUAGUAAUCAUCUCAAGAUACAUUCCUUUGUAUUCAUCAUCUUUCAACUCAUCAAUAAAAUCAUAUUCAUUCUUCAAGUUUAUUUACGGGAUUCAGCCCACGAUUCUCAUUCAUCUCUCUUGACCUAACCUAAAUCUAAGAAGUGAAACCUUGUCUCUCACAAACGGGAGCUAUGAGGAAGCCAUGGAACACUUCCUGGCAUCUCAAGUAGACAUCACACAUGUACUUUCCAUGUACCCAUCCAUUAUUCUUCCUAAAACAACAAUGAUUCCUGAACCAGAUAAGAAUGUGGACAUCUCUGGGGAUGAAGCUGCUCUGUCUAGAGGCUCAUCCGGCUUUUCGGAUGACAUGGAGUCUUCCUCUCCUCGAUAUUUAUUCGAAUCUGAAGGCAAUGCAGCUCUUGAAUCUAAGAAAAUGAGUCACAACACUCUGAUGGCUCUUAUAAAGUACUUGCAGAAGAGGAGACCUGGUAUGAUAGAGAAGGCUACUUCUGAAGGAACAGAAGAGGUUAUUUCAGAUGCUGUUGGCAAGUCUAAGAAGUCCAACAGGGGACGUGGUGUGAGUCCGCUUAACUCAGGUGCCAGGGAGAUGGCAGCAACCCUUGACACAGCUCUUCUGCAAGCACUUCUACACACUGGCCAGUCCGGAGCUGCUGUAGAUUUAUUAAAGGGUGUUAACUACUGUGACGUAAACAUCUGUGAGGAGAUUCUCAUGACAAGUAAAAAUUACCCUGCACAGUUGGAAUUGUUCAAGAGCAAUUCGAUGCACCAUGAAGCCCUUAAACUUCUUAAACAGCUCUUGGAAAAGUCCAAAUCAAACCAGUCACAAACUAAUGUUACGCAGAUGUUUAGUCCUGAGUUGAUCAUUGAAUAUCUCAAGCCUCUCUGCAGGACUGAUCCAAUGCUUGUGUUGGAGUACUCUAUGCUUGUCCUUGAAAGCUGUCCAACACAAACUUAUCUGGAAACAUCUCUGCAGACCUUGUCAAUUCGUAUCUGAAGCAGCAUGCUCCGAACAUGCAGGGUAGAUAUUUAGAGCUUAUGAUGGCAAUAAAUGAAACCGCAGUUUCAGGGAAUCUCCAUAACGAGAUGGUGAGGAAUAAUAGCACUUAUGUGGAAGCAUUUUCAAUGAGUAACAGUUUGGAUGAUGUUAACAGGUACAAAUCUACCUUUCGGAAGUGCUUGACUUGCAUGCUUCUCAAAGCGCGCAGCAGAAAUGGGAUGACAAGGAUCAUCAUCCUCCUGAAAGGAAGAAACUAUUUUCUGCGUUAGAGAGCAUCUCUGGAUAUAAUCCACAGACUUUGUUGAAGCGUCUUCCGCAUGAUGCUCUCUUUGAAGAGCGUGCUGUUAUAUUGGGGAAAAUGAAUCAGCAUGAGCUCGCUAUGUCGAUCUAUGUUCAUAAGCUUCAUGCACCUGAUCUGGCGCUAGCUUACUGUGAUCGUAUAUAUGAGUCCAUAUCUUAUCUACCAUCUGGAAAACCGUCGAGCAGUAUCUACCUCACACUGCUUCAAGUAUACCUGAAUCCUAAGAAAAGCGCAAAGGACUUUGCAAAGCGUAUUGUAGCUCUAGGAUCAUUCGAAAGUUCAGACACAACGAAGAUGAUGGAGUCUGUUUUGUCUUCAAAAGUUAAAGGAGGCCGGUCCAAGAAAAUUGUAGCGAUAGAAGGUGCUGAGGAGAUCCGAGCUGGUCUCAGUAGCAGCACUGACAGUGGAAGAAGCGACGUUGAUGCUGAAGAACCCUUGGAGGAAGGAAACUCCAGCGUUAUGAUAUCUGAGAGUUCUUGAUCUGUUGAGCCAAAGGUGGGAGAGGAUCAAUGGUGCGCAUGCUCUUAAGAUUUUACCUAGAGAAACUAAACUCCAGGUGAAGUGUUUUGAAUCUGACUUGUUUACCAUUUUGUUGAGGUUUUGAAUCAGUUCUUUAUGGAAUCCCUGCAGAACCUGCUUCCGUUUCUUGCACCUCUUCUCAGAAAUUCAAGUGAAGCACACAGGAACUUUUCAGUUAUCAAGAGUUUGAGGCAGAGUGAAAACUUGCAGGUAUGUUUGUGUUGAUGGAUGAAUCAUAAACCCUUAGGAUUAUAUGUUAUUCAUCGUAACAGAGGAAAAUGUGUGUGAAAGAAGUGUACAAACAUAGGAAGGGAGUGGCGCAAGUAACAACUAACAAGCGAGAGCAUGUGUUCAUUGUGCAAUAAGAAGAUUGGGACAAGCGUGUUUGC
Brassica napus (rape) is the source of this 2821-nucleotide messenger RNA. RefSeq names its product vacuolar sorting protein 39-like. Lineage: Eukaryota; Viridiplantae; Streptophyta; Magnoliopsida; Brassicales; Brassicaceae. Bases 797 to 1609 code for a protein of 270 amino acids. Gene Ontology annotation, cellular component: membrane; cytoplasm. Gene Ontology annotation, biological process: vesicle-mediated transport; endosomal vesicle fusion; autophagy. The transcript is spliced from 3 exons. The record is from RefSeq and is a predicted model, not a curated record.